This is a messenger RNA of Labrus bergylta (ballan wrasse), 1301 nucleotides long. The record is from RefSeq and is a predicted model, not a curated record. NCBI's taxonomy places the organism in Eukaryota, Metazoa, Chordata, Actinopteri, Labriformes, Labridae.
CAUCAGGCUGUGAGUCAGAGAAGAAGAGAAGCUCCAUCAUGUCAGGUUCAACACCAACCAUGUUGCCUGUAGCUCUGCUGCUGCUGCUGGCUGCUGGAUCCUGUGUGAAGUGUGAACAGUUGACACAGCCAGCCUCUGUGACUGUGCAGCCAGGUCAGCGUCUGACCAUCACCUGUCAGGUCUCUUAUUCUGUUAGCAGCUACUGGACAGCCUGGAUCAGACAGCCUGCAGGGAAAGGACUGGAGUGGAUUAUAGUAGGUGCUGUGGGAUAUAGCACACAUACCAAAGAUUCACUGAAGAACCAGUUCAGUAUCGACUUAGACUCUUCCAGAAACACAGCGACUCUAAACGGACUGAAUAUGCAGCCUGCAGACUCUGCAGUGUAUUACUGUGCCAGAGGGAGUGGGAACUACGCUUUUGACUACUGGGGUAAAGGCACAAUGGUGACUGUAACUUCAGCCACUUCAUCCAAACCAACCGUGUUUCCUCUGAUGCAAUGCGGGUCUGAGACUGCAAACACCGUCACUCUUGGCUGCCUUGCCACUGGCUUCUCGCCCUCCUCGGUGACCUACGCGUGGAGCAAAGCUGGAACUGCCUUGACGGACUUCAUCCAGUAUCCUCCAGUAGAGAAGAGUGGUGUUUAUACAGGAAUCAGUCAAAUCAAAGUGAACAAAGAGGACUUGGAUGCAAAGCAGACCUUUAAAUGCAUCGCAUCAAACACAGCAGGAGACGGAGAGGGGAUUUUCAUCGUGACACUGCCGAUUUAUAAGGAGCCAACUCUUAAAGUGUUUUCCUCAUGUGAUGGGGAGAGGAGGUUUCCUUCUCAUGCUUUGCCAAAGAUUUUGCACCAAAGCAGUACGAGUUCAUGGGUUAUGGACCUUGCAUUCCUAGUGGACAUAACACAGCAGCUGAACAUCCUCAACCUGAAGCUCCAGGGUCCUGAUCAGCUCAUAACAGCAGCAUAUGAAAGUGUGAAAGCCUUCUGCACAAAACUGAGAUUGUGGAAAACUCAGCUCUCUGCCAAAAACCUCAGUCAUUUCCCAGCAUUCAGAUCUCUUGUGGAACAGGGCACAGCAUUCAGUGGUGAUGAAUAUACCUCUGCUAUUGACAAUCUUCUGCAGGAGUUUGAUCAGCGUUUUGCUGACUUCAAGGAACACCGGGUCACUUUCCAGGUAUUUGCAGACCCUUUUUCAGCUGAUGUUGAGAGUGUCCCAAGUGUGUUGCAAAUGGAACUUGUUGACCUGCAGUGUAACAGUGAACUGAAAAAUAAAUUCAGAGAGGUACAGGGAAGGCAGACCUGA